This is a messenger RNA of Erythranthe guttata (spotted monkey flower), 2693 nucleotides long. RefSeq names its product FtsJ-like methyltransferase family protein. Gene Ontology annotation, biological process: rRNA methylation; maturation of 5.8S rRNA from tricistronic rRNA transcript (SSU-rRNA, 5.8S rRNA, LSU-rRNA); maturation of LSU-rRNA from tricistronic rRNA transcript (SSU-rRNA, 5.8S rRNA, LSU-rRNA). Gene Ontology annotation, molecular function: rRNA (guanine) methyltransferase activity; rRNA (uridine-2'-O-ribose)-methyltransferase activity. Gene Ontology annotation, cellular component: nucleolus; nucleus; preribosome, large subunit precursor. The record is from RefSeq and is a predicted model, not a curated record. Lineage: Eukaryota; Viridiplantae; Streptophyta; Magnoliopsida; Lamiales; Phrymaceae.
ACUCUCACAAACCCAUCUCCACAGAAAUCCACCGCCGCCAUAGAUGGGUAAGGUAAAAGCUAAGGGAAAGCAUCGUUUAGACAAGUUCUACCACUUAGCCAAGGAGCAUGGCUACAGAUCGCGUGCUGCGUGGAAGCUCGUUCAGCUCGAGUCCAAAUUCACCUUCCUCCGAUCGGCUCACUCCGUGCUCGAUCUCUGCGCCGCGCCGGGAGGAUGGAUGCAGGUCUGCGUCGAGCGCGUGCCGGUGGGGAGCCUCGUCGUCGGCGUCGACCUCGACCCAAUCCGGCCGAUUCGCGGCGCCGUGUCCCUCCAGGAGGAUAUUACGACCCCCAAGUGCCGCGCCGCCGUUAAGAGGCUGAUGGCGGAGAACGGAUGCAGGGCGUUCGAUUUGGUGCUGCAUGAUGGUUCGCCGAACGUUGGCGGCGCGUGGGCGAAGGAGGCGACGAGUCAGAAUGCGUUGGUUAUUGAUUCGGUGAAGCUCGCGACUGAGUUAUUAGCUCCGAAAGGAACUUUCAUUACCAAGGUUUUCAGGUCGCAGGAUUACACCGCGGUUCUGUAUUGUCUUAGACAGUUAUUUGAAAAGGUUGAAGUAGACAAACCAGUAGCUAGUAGAUCGACAUCAGCUGAGAUUUAUCUCGUAGGUCUUAAGUACAAGGCCCCCGCAAAGAUAGAUCCUCGUCUUCUUGAUGUAAAGCAUCUAUUUCAAGGAGGAAAGGAUACUCCAAAGAUUCUGGAUGUACUAAGAGGAACAAAGCAAAAACGACAUCGUGAUGGGUACGAGGAUGGAGACACAACUUUGAGAAAGUUGAGUUCAGCGUCAGAGUUUAUUUGGUCUGAUGCCCCUCUAGACAUUCUCGGUUCAGUUACUGCUAUAACCUUCAGUGAGCCCACAUGUUUGCCCAUAAAGGAUCAUACUUUGACAACCGACGAGGUUAAAGCCCUCUGUGGUGAUCUACGCGUUAUUGGAAAGCAAGACUUUAAGCAUCUUCUAAAGUGGCGUAUACUUAUUAGGAAGGCACUUUCUCCUGCGGAGAAAGUUACUCCAGCUGCCACUACAGAUGAACCUGUGACCAAAGAAGACGAAGAGGAGAAAUUGCUUAAUGAAAUGGAAGAGCUAACAAAUGCCAUGGAGCGGAAGAAGAAAAGAGCGAAGAGAAUUACAGCAAAAAGACGUGCAAAGGAAAAGGGUCGGAAAGCAUUAGGCAAGCAGGUGGAUGCAACAGAGGAUGGUUACUUUGAUUUGGACCUGUUUUCUCUAGCUUCAAUUAAGGGGAAGAAAGAUCUUAAGGUUGUCGACAGUAAUGAAUAUGAAGAUGAUAUCGGUGAAGUCAGGAACAGUGAAAGCGAAGAAAGCAACAAUGAAAACACAGACAGUGAUUUGGAUUCUGAGGAAGAAAAGAAACGAUACGAUAACCGAAUAGAAGAAUUACUUGAUGAAGCGUAUGAACGCUAUGCUGCUAAAAAAGAAGGAAGUACAAUGCAGAGGAAGCGCGCCAAACAAGCCUACUCAAAGGAUGAUCAGUUAAUGGAGGAAGAUGAUCAUAGCACUGUUAAUCCUUACCAAGGCUCGGACGAUGAGAAGGCGGACGAAGAAGCAAAUCCCCUCAUGAUACCACUUUCUGAAAACACCCCUACCCAAGACGAAAUCGCCGCCCAAUGGUUCAGUCAAGACGUCUUCAUGGAUGCCACCGACGAAAACGAAAAAGACGAAAACAGCGACGACGAAAUGCCGACGAAAUUACCCAACAAGAAGAAGGUUCCGGAACCCUCCCCCAAAGAAGAACAACCCUUCACCAAGAACAAGAAAACGACCAAAUCGGCCUCGGACGACUUCGAAAUAGUCCCCGCACCAGCCACGGACAGCGACUCCUCAUCGUCCGACGAAUCCGACGCAGAAGACAUAGGGACAAAAGCGGAAAUUCUAGCAUGCGCUAAAAAGAUGCUGAACAAGAAACAAAGGGAGCAAAUGCUGGACGAUGCAUACAACAAGCACAUGUUCCACGACGAGGGUUUGCCUGAUUGGUUUGUGGACGAGGAAUCAAAGCACAACCAGCCAAUCAAGCCCAUCACAAAGGAAGAAGUGGCGGCAAUGCGGGCCCAGUUUAAGGAAAUCGAUGCUCGGCCGGCUAAGAAGGUGGCUCAGGCGAAGGCAAGGAAGAAAAGGGCGGCAGGUAGGAAGCUGGAGAAGGUGAGGAAGAAGGCGAACACCAUUUCCGACCAGGCAGAUAUAUCUGACCGGUCAAAGAUGAAGAUGAUUGACCAGCUAUAUAAGAAGGCGGUGAGUGUAAAGAAACCGGAGAGGGAGUAUGUGGUGGCGAAGAAGGGUGUGCAGGUGAAGGCGGGUAAAGGGAAGGUGCUUGUUGACCCGAGGAUGAAGAAGGAUUCGAGGAAGGCCGGGAUGGGGAGGAAAGGGAAGGGCGGUAAGGCCAAGGGGAAAGGGAAAGGGGCGGCAAAGGGUGGUGGUGGCGGCGGUUCGGGAAAGAGUAAGGGGAAUAAACCGACGAAAGGGAGGAAGUAAUUGAGGAAAAUUUUGUUUUUGUUUUUUUAUACAGGAUCAUUAAACUUUAAUUGCACUGGAUAAUUUGCGUAAGCUACAAUUUUGAUGUCGAUUUGUUGUGAGCAAGGGAUAUUGUAUUUUUAUUUGGGAUGGAUGGAAUUGGUAAAUUAUGUGUGCGAUUUUUAGAUUAAACCAA